AUGGCUGAUCUUGUCUCGAACACUGGCGCUAUUGUUGCCGGUGCUCUGGCUUUGCUCAGCGUGAAGUGGUAUUUUUCGGAGCCCGAUCUCUCAGCGAUACCAACUGUCGGAUACUCGAAUCCUAUACUGUCAUACAUCACCGCAGUCCAAUACAUCUUCAACGCACCGAAGCUGAUUCAGGAGGGAUAUGACAAGUACAAAGAUGGCAUCUUCAAGGUCGCGACAUUGGACCACUGGGAGGUUAUAGCCAAUGGCCGUCAAGCAGUUGAAGAGAUGCGUCAAGCCCCAGAUGACGUCCUAUCCUUUCACGAAGCCGUUAGAAGAACACUUCAUGUAGACUACACGAUGGGCCCUGCUAUCGCACAAAAUCCCUACCACAUUGCCAUCGUCCGGCAGCAGUUGACUCGGAACUUGGCGGCACUCUUUCCGAGUGUUCGAGAGGAGCUUGCGCAGGCCUUCAGUGACAAUAUCCCCAUAGAUGGAGAUGCAUGGGUUAGUGUCGGGCCUACGCUGAAGACCAUGAUGCAGAUCGUGUGCCGCACGAGUAACCGUGUUUUUGUCGGCCUACCGCUUUGUCGGGAUCCAGAUUUUCUGAAGAUCAACAUCGAGUUUACGAUUCAGGUCGUCAAGGCGGGCGCGAUGAUAAAUAUGUUUCCUGACGUUCUAAAACCUAUAGCUGGAAGGCUUCUGACCAACGUACCUUCUUACAUCAACCGCUCCAUCAAGCAUCUUCAACCUAUCAUCGAGGACCGGAGACGGCAGAUGAAGGAGCACGGAGAUGAUUGGAAAGGCAAGCCUAAUGAUAUCUUGAUGUGGCUCAUGGAAGAGGCGAAUGCAGAUGAACAAGACGUACGAAGUCUGACUCUGAGAGUCCUGACCGUCAACUUCGCGGCUAUUCACACCUCGUCCAUGAGCUUCACCCAUGCGCUUUACCAUCUGGCAGCCAAUCCAGACUGUAUUCAAUCUCUUCGAGAGGAAGUCGACGCAGUGAUUGCCUCAGAAGGCUGGACGAAGACCGCCAUGCAGAAGAUGCGCAAAGUGGACAGCUUCCUCAAGGAGUCUCAACGCGUUGACGGCCUUGGUGCUCUUGUUAUGGGACGUAUCGCACUGAAGGACUUCACAUUCUCCAAUGGUUUAAAGGUGCCGAAAGGCGCAUUCUUGUCAUGCGCAGCCAGAGCACUGCACAGUGACGAGGAAAUCUACGAUCAUCCUGACGUCUUCGACCCGUUUAGGUUCUCCAACGUACGCGUACAAGGACACGGAGAGGAGACGAAGCACCAACUGGUCGCCACAGCGACCGAUUUCGUCGCUUUUGGCCACGGCCGUCAUGCCUGCCCUGGAAGAUUCUUCGCUGCCAACGAGCUAAAAGCUAUGCUGGCACACGUUGUUUCGGAGUAUGAUGUCAAGCUGGAGGACAACAAGUAUCCACAAAACUUCUCUGUGGGCUCUGCGCUCGUCCCCGGGACUGUGAAUGUCCAGUUUAGGACUCGAAGGCGGUCAUCUGCUUAGAUACUGAUCCAUGUUGGUGCUGACUGCACGCCGAGCUUCUAUUUUCUUCGUAAAUCUAAGCAUAUUCAUGAUAGCCUGUCCUGACGUGGAGGGCCACUAGCGUUGAAUAAAAUCCGACUUUCUGUUGCUUUGGGUUUUUAGGCCAAGCGACGAGUUCC
Molecule: messenger RNA, 1667 nt
Organism: Stereum hirsutum FP-91666 SS1
Lineage: Eukaryota; Fungi; Basidiomycota; Agaricomycetes; Russulales; Stereaceae
Product: cytochrome P450
Exons: 12
Coding region: 1-1509 (502 amino acids)
Molecular function (GO): monooxygenase activity; oxidoreductase activity, acting on paired donors, with incorporation or reduction of molecular oxygen; heme binding
Source: RefSeq, a predicted model, not a curated record